Messenger RNA from Polistes dominula (European paper wasp), 1685 nucleotides. RefSeq lists its product as uncharacterized. Gene Ontology annotation, biological process: sleep; regulation of synaptic transmission, cholinergic; positive regulation of voltage-gated potassium channel activity. The record is from RefSeq and is a predicted model, not a curated record. Lineage: Eukaryota; Metazoa; Arthropoda; Insecta; Hymenoptera; Vespidae.
GCUGAAGCACUGCCAGCAAUCUCAUAUUCGCGAUCAGGCUGUCGACACGACAACAACCCUUCCUUUUCUAAGCUUCCUCUUAUCGUAUUGUUCGACCUAGUGUUUUUCUAGUUUUCAUUUUUAGUGAUUCCUAGAAGGAGGUAAAGAGAGAGAGAGAGAGAUAGAGAGAGAGAGAGAGAGAGAGAUAGAAGAUAACUCGAAAACUGUGAUCGAGACAAGGAGACAUGCAUCGAAACGUUGCUAUAUUUUUCAUCCUUCUUGUUUCUCUCGUUUUGGCGGUUCGAUCAGAUGACGCAUUAAAAUGUUACAUGUGUACCUCGGUUACUGACAAGGAUUGUGGCAAUGAAAUAACCAAAUCAAAAGCAAUCGAACCAAUGGAAUGUACGAUGGAAAAAAUGACCAAAUGGCAGAGGAGUAUUCAACAGAACAAAAUUCUUACUCCAAUUUUCAGUAUUUUUGCCGUGGAUGAUCCGCAACAUGAUCAGAGUAUGUUAAAGAACAUGGCGUGUGCCAAAGUCGAUGUUAAAAUUAAAGACUAUGACAAAUUAGUAACGAUAAGAAGUUGUCAAACGGCUCAAGCGGAAAAUGUCGAUCCUUGCACGUCGAUCGAAGGAAAACUUCAAGGUGGUAUGGAAUUUUGCGGAUUGUGCGAAGAAAAUGGUUGCAAUGGUUCGAUGACCAUCUCUCCAAGAAUAAACCACAUUAUUUUCAUCGUCCUUGGAUCAUUCGUUAUCGCUCUAAUCCUUUACAGAGAUGCAUAACGUACACCGUUCACGAUCACUCCACCAUUUUUCCAAUUAAUUCCGUAAAUUCAUGUCCACCGUCGAAUCGAGUUAUCGUCGUUGCAUUUGCCUCUUUUUACCAUGGAAAAAGUCCUCCUCCUCUUCCUCCUCCUUCUCCUCCUCCUUCUCCUCCUCUCUCUCUUUUGCAAGCAUCGAAAAAACAUCGAUGUUUUCUAAUUUCUUAGGAUAAAGUCGUGUUCGAAAUUCAGAAAUAUCGAUUACAAGGAAAAACUAAUAUCGAAUCAGGCGUUUAUCCUAAUCGUGAAGAUAAUUCAUCGAUAAUCCGAAGAAAAAAAAUCAUUUGUUCUCUUGUUAAUCGCCCUGAAUCGAAUAAAUCGCGUUCACGCGUGUGUACUGCUAAUACAAAUAUGUAUACAAAAAAACAGGGUAAAAUCAAAGUCGUUUUCCUUCUCAGAAACCAUAAGAUUUGUAUCAGUUGAUAGAUAGAACACCAUACAAGUGAAUAAUAUAUGCAGAAUUCGUUUAGAGUUUUAUCACAUGGUCAACGACUUUUAUUCCACCCUGUAUAUUAUGUAUAUAUACACACACAUAAAUAAUAUAUACGUAUGAGAUACGAAUAUAUACAUUGAUAUUACAUGUGUGGGACGAGCGCCUUCAUCCCCAAACUUAUCGGGCAUUCGUGAAAAGAAUUGGUCCGGUGGGCCCUGGCUACUGUUAUUUGUUAAAAGAAAGAAAAACAAAAUGAAAAUAAUAAUACACAUAUUACAAAUAUAUAUAUAUACAUAUAAAMAAAUCGUAUCUCUACGUGUAUGCAACCGGAUAUGCAUUCUCGAGCUUGGAUAUUGGUAUCGAGAAAACUAAUGCUAAAGCUUUCGAGGUCAAAUAAAAAGUGUUUGCCAUGCACGAUUAUUAUAACGAGCAAUAAAAAAGCUUGUUAACUAA